Molecule: messenger RNA, 479 nt
Organism: Lotus japonicus
Lineage: Eukaryota; Viridiplantae; Streptophyta; Magnoliopsida; Fabales; Fabaceae
Exons: 1
Coding region: 12-479 (155 amino acids)
Source: RefSeq, a predicted model, not a curated record
UUGAACAGAAAAUGCCUCCCAUCGAGUUUGGUUUACUUCCGAAUGACAACUAUCCUGAUUGGCUAACAUUCAAUAGUGAAUGUUCUUAUGUGAUUUUCAAAGUCCCACAAGUGGACGGGCGCAACUUGAGGGCAAUAAUGUGCAUUGUCUAUUCUUCUUCCCCAGACAAAAUCACAUCAGAAGGCCUGAAAAAUGUCAUGUUGAUAAAUUACACAAAAAACACCAUUCAGCUCUAUAAGAAAGAUGCAUUAGACUCCUUCGAUGAAGAGGAGUGGCAGAAAGUAGUAUCAAAUAUAGAACCUGGUAACAAAGUGAAGGUGGUGGUUGUUUUUGAGAACAGUUUCUCUGUGAAGAAUACAACAGUUUAUCUCAUAUAUGAUGAACCAUUUGACAAAAAGGUAGAGCACUACCAUGAGCCAGAUAAGAAUGCUGUUGUUUCUAGCGGUGAUGAAAAUGUAAGUAAUAAUAGUCUGAAUUGA